AUGAAGAGGCUGGUGAUGCAACUGCACCCCCAAGUGGGAAAUGGCGGGCUUCAACCGAGGGAACCCUUUUCCCAAGUGCGAAGAUGGAAAAAGUACAUUCCCUUUUAUGAUGUUAAGAAGAGGUACAAGCAAAGGACAGGGAGUGAAGAAGGGAAGGAAGUGGAGAAUAUAAAUUCAACUCGAAGUAAUGGAGACGAUACACAGUCCAGUUGGUCUAAGCAAAGGAACGUAGAAACGACUGCACACCAUGUUGUGUGCGAAAAUCUGGUCCCCCCAGUGUCCCCCAUGAAGGGGUUAAAGCUGCUCCUGAGCUUCAAACAUAUACACAGCGGCUACCAUUCCCCUACAACUGAUGGCACCCCCAUGGAAAGUAGUACAUAUCACAAGGAAGAAAAAAUUAAUUUCAAUUUAAUUAUAAAAAUUGACAUUAAGAGAGAGUCCUUGAGGGGCAUGUGUAACCUUACCCACAGUGUGGACAGGAAUAAGAAAAUACUCGUGCUGGUCGAUGAGGACCAUAUCACUUUAAAGAAAGCAGGUGCCGAUUAUGUGGGGUUAGAAUACAUUAACAAAAUAAAAAACGGCUGGUUAGAUUUUCACAUAUGUUUAUCUGAUUUUAAAAACAUGAAUAAAAUUCUUCCGGUGGCAAAAAUAUUAGGACCCAAAAAGUUAAUGCCAAAUGUCAAGUCCAAUACCUUGGUUCAUAAUUUAGUAGAUGCAAUUCUGUCCAUUAAGAGUGGUAACCGAAUAGAGUAUCGAAGUGAACAGGUAGAGCAAGAGACGUAUGACUUGUUCAAUCACAUUUACCAAUUUAGAAAUGUGCAUUUGGGUUCUAUAGCUAACCUGAGUGUUAAUAUUGCAUCCACUGACAUGAACCCGUAUGACACACUCGAAAAUAUAAAGUGCUUCGUGAGUGAAAUUUUGAAGUGUAAUGUGCACUCGAGUCAUAUGGAGAAGGAUACCAAGGUCACCUUCACUUGGCCACCCGUCACUUGCAAGAGGAAGAAGAAAAAGAUGAUGCAAAUGCAGGCAGGCAGUCCCCUCCUCGUUGGUGGGGAGCAACACUCCGAGUCUUUCCUCCUCGGGGCCUACAUCACUGUACCUGGCGUCCCCAAAAUAUUUCUGCACCCGCACCUGCUCCUCCCCCACUCGGACGGCUACUCCGUUUAA
This is a messenger RNA of Plasmodium fragile, 1167 nucleotides long. RefSeq lists its product as uncharacterized. The coding region runs from base 1 to 1167 and encodes 388 amino acids. The record is from RefSeq and is a predicted model, not a curated record. Lineage: Eukaryota; Apicomplexa; Aconoidasida; Haemosporida; Plasmodiidae. The transcript has a single exon.